AUGGAGAAAGGUGGCCAGGCCUCGGACUGUGAAAGCGACGAAACGGUGAUUGAGGGGUCGGUGACGGAGAACGAAGUGGAAGAUGAGGAGCUGCCUUGGAGAAGGUUGCUCUUGAAUCGAGACACAUCUUUGAAAUCUGAGUUCUUUCUUCAUCCUGGUGUAAAUGGAGUGUGGGAAGGCAUGCCUUCUCCUGAGAUUCACCUUGGGCUCAAACUCAGAAAGGAUUCACAAGAGCAAAAGAAUAAAAAUAAGGUGAUGCUGACUCUUAGUGAGGACCUGGUGUUACAGGAUCCUCAAGAUGAAGCAACACAAAAUGAAGCUCUGUUGCAAACUAGAAAAGAAUUCCCAGCAUUCUCUGUGUCAUUUCCUCACCCUGAAGUUUCAUGGAGCCACCAAAAGACUGGAGGUCCUGAAGCUGAAAAUUAUGAAAAUGUGCCACAUCCAGAAAAGGAAUUAAGUGAAAACACAGAUUCCCCUGAAACUAGUCUUCUCUUAGGUACUUCACUUAUGGCAUCUGAGUUGGUUAUGCCAAAGGAGAAAUCAUUAGCAGAGCCAGUGAAGACCUUAGCUGUACCAAAUACAUUUUCUGAACCUGGAAAGGAUGUAACACCGACCAUGACAUCUAAAGAAACCAAAGAUGAAGAAAGCUCUCUUGAAACAUUUGUGUCUGCUUUAGAAAGGUUAAUAGAAUCACCAGAAGGCACCCAAGAAGAAACACUGCUUGAAAUAAUGAAUGACUUUGAUCCUCAAGAGUUGAUGAACCCAUUGAGCAACUCCUUGAGCUCUCUUUCAGUCCCUUUGAAUACCUUAUCAGCAUCUUAUAGAGAUGUACUAGAAAACACGAAGGAUGAGGCUGCAUUGCCUGCUGAAUUGCUGGCAACAAUCAACACAUUACUAGGUGCUGAUGUAGGACCUGGACCUGUAGGACCCAUCUGUCAAGGACCAGAGAAAAGCAGCAGUGCUAGUGAUGGAAAUGGAUGUUUAGCAGUGCAGCCUACCAUGUCUCAGAUAGAUGAAGACUGCACCCAAAUAGCACAGACUAUAGAAGAUCCAAAACCACUUAGAUUACAAACAGUGGCUCAUGGAAAUGCCACCUCUUAUGAGCAACUAAAGAAUAAGGGAAAUUCAGAUCCUGUGGAACAGCCCUCUGUCCAGGAACCCCCACAUGUCCUAAGAAGGUCAUCAAGACUGGAAAAUCUGAAAGCAAGCCGAGCUGUACUGAAGACACCAGAAACGAUUUUACCCAAACCACUCAGUUAUGAGGCUCGAAUAGACAGCAUAUUUGCAACGGAGAGUUCCAGUAAAGGGAAGAAUAUGCGUUCAUCCAGAUUCAAGAGUGAACAGAUCAGGAAAAACGAACAACUUAAAAUAAAAAAUGGAAAAAGGAAGAUGAAUAAAAUGUGUCUUAGUAGUAUAAACCGGAGAAACAUUUUUGGAGAGAAUUUACUGUAUAAAGCUGCUCUCCAUAAUGAUGUUGAUCUGGUUCGCUGUUGCAUAAAAAAUGGUGGAAAUGUCAAUCAGCCAAGUUAUGCUGGUUGGACAGCUCUUCAUGAAGCUAGUGUAGGAGGACAUUAUGAGACAGUGAGUGAACUGUUAAAGGGUGGAGCAGAUGCGGAUGUCAAAGGAAAGUACCAGAUUACUCCCUUACAUGAUGCUGUGAUGAAUGGACAUUAUAAGGUGGCAGAGUUACUUCUUCAAAAUGGAGCUGACCCAUUAUUUACAAGUGACCAUGGAAUAUGUGCUUUGGAUGAGGCCAAGGAUUCCAUUAUGGAGAAACUCCUUAGGAAAUACAUUCCUAAACAUAAAAAAUCAGGUAAGAUUGAACACUCUGGGGCUCAAAGGAAGAACACUGACCCAGCAUAUGUAGAAGAUACACUCCAGUACAAGAAACCAAAAUUAAGUUCUGAUAAUCACACGGAGUUUAAUAGACAAGAACCAGGACAUGUAGAAAUGAAAGAAAGAAACAGUUUACUUAUAAAUAAAGCAUAUAUAUAUGAACCUUGCCAGAAAAAUUCCAAUACCACAGAAUUUGGCAAGAACAAUGUCCACAAUGUGAAAGAUAGCAGAACUAAUGUGUCUAAAAAUAAAGGACAAAGAAAUACACAACAUACAAAGACUCAAAUAGAUGAUAGAGACUGCAGUUUAAGUCAGGGAAUAGCUAUUUCUUCUUUCAGGGGAGUGAAUAAAUUAGUGACUCAGCAGCAGCAUACUGUCCAAACCCUUGAUGACCUUCCAGAAGGGUCCUGUGAACUUUCUACCCCAACUCUGGCAACCUUGAAAAAUGGUGCAGGUAACAAUAGUGAGGCUUGUGUGGUUUCCAAAAAAUCAAAUACCCAAAUACUGGAUUUAUCAGAUAGUCAAGAAAUGCACUUCUCGGAAUUAGAGUCCAUUGAUCAAACUAAACAUGCUUCCUUCUCUGAACUUUCAUUAUAUGAAGAAAUAAAAUUACCACAUCUAACUGCAGAUCAACAGCCUCACACUAACCAAGAGCUAUACAGUAGUAGCUCAUGUAAGUCCCCUGAAAACAAUAGCCCAGAUGAAAAAGGCAAGAACCUUAAUGAAUGGGAAGAUUCUUUCCUCUCCUUCAUAAAAGGACGCUUUGCUGACAGUGAUAGUGAUUGCCACACCUCUACCAAGUCUGUGGCAUCUCAGAAGGAAUGUGUAGGCCACUGUCCUAAUGAAGAGAGCACAGCAAAUAGAGAAGAAAUGAACUCUCUACGGUGUUUAUCUUCUGAAAACUAUUUUUCACAGGAAAAUGAACCAACCGCAGGCAGCCUAACUACACAUACACAAAAAGAAGCUGUUAAUUAUUGUGAUUUGAAUAAUCAAUUAAUUUCUGAACAACAUAUUCCAAAUUAUAAAAAGUAUAUAUAUGGAACUUCGUUUGAUCACUCAUAUGCCAAUAAUGAGCACAAUCCUAUGCCUUGUAUAAAACUGCCUUCAACACAGAAAGUUUCACAGUUGACUGGUCAAGUGGAGCUAUUAAAAGCAUUCCAAAAUAAUGGCCACAGAGAACCAACUCUUUUAGUAAAUCAAGCUGAUACAUAUAAUGUGGAAAAGAAGCAAGACACUGAGAGGAGUUAUACUGUAAAAAGCCAAAACCCAAGUUCUUCAGAUAGUCCUUUACACACAGUUGUUCAUUCUCAAGUAAUAGAAAUAACUAACGCUGAAAAAAGGACACAAGACCUUCCAGGGAAUGAGUCUGUGAACAAUACAGAUAUUCAUUCCAUUGACCAUGUGAAUAAAGAGUUGGCCAACUCCUCACAGCCUAAUCAAGGAAAAGAGAAGGGAAUUGCUCACAGAUCAGAUGAGGAGUUAACUAAUAAUACCAGUAGAUCUGAAAGAGCUGUAAGAAAUUGCAAGGAGAAAAAGGGAAAUGUGGAUUCAGAAGCUCACAUGCCUUGUGAUACCCAAGAACACAGAAAAGACCAGAAUUUCAGAAAAAGAAAAAUUUCCUUGAAAACUCCCUGCAGCCAAGAGGCAAAGACAGCUGGAAUCAAGAAGAGAAAUGCCAAAGGACAGAGCCAGCUCCACGUGGCUUCCAGAGGAGGAAAUCUGUCCCUAGUGAAAGUUCUGAUAGAGUCUAGAGCAUAUGUGAAUCUAAAAGAUAAUGCAGAUUUGGGUUGGACACCCCUUCCUGAGGCAUCUAGUGAGGGAUUUACUGAUGAGUUAUUAAAAGCUGGUGCAAAUGUAAACUCUGAAAAUGUAGAUGGAAUGCUGCCUUUACAUGGUGCUGCUGAGCGGAAUCAUUUAAAGGCUCCUGAGAUACUCCUAGAACAUGGAGCAAACCCUAAUCAGAAAGAUCAGAAACAGAGGACUGCUUUGGAAGAGGCAGAUGAUAAAAAAAUGAAAGAACUACUGAAAUCUUAUGGUGCUAUUGAGACCAGUAAUGGAGAUGAAACGGGCUCUGCAGUGACUGUAAAAUGCCCUGCUCUCCGACCGAAAAGAUGUAAGCCGUGUAUUUGUGACGAUGAAAGAACAGUUGGGCUUCCUUGGCCCUUACAGAGAGCGAAGACAAGGGAAGGCCUUCCUACGCAUCAGACCAUCAGUGCUAUUAUACAAGAUAUAGAAGAAAAACAAGAAAACUUAUUAAAGUUUGAAAUAAGAAACUCUGAAGAUGCAGAGCAGUACAUUGGAAAGAUGUUAGAUAUAAAAGAAGUUCUGGAUAAUAUACUUGCUCAACAGAAGACAGAAAGAGAUGAUCUAGCCAAAAAAUACAGGGUAUCCAUGGAGUCAUUUAAGCACGGAGCCCUGAGAGAACAACUGGCUAACUUGGCCACAAGACAGAAGAGUCUUUUAGUUGUGGCAAAGAAGCAGAAAAAAAUAAGACUGAAAAUUCAAAACUAUAAGAAUGCCAUACCAUUUUCUGGUGUUAGUUUAAGGAAGCUUCCGUGUAGCUCAGACAUCUCUAGUGAGAAGAAGAGCCAAGAGUCUCCUCGUCUGGAAAACUCAGUCCAUCCCCAGGCAGGCCCACUGUCUCCUGCCAAUCUUGCUUCUGUUUCUCCUGUCAGCAGAAACAUGGAAGACAUACAGAAGGACAGCCAGGACAGAAGCAUUUGUUUCAGUACAGAAGCAGUGAAAGGAGGAGAAUUCUCUGGAAGUGAGAUGAAUUCUAAACAGAAUGUCCAAGAUUGUGCUUUGGGUGGGUUAUUGAAAUCCAGACACUCAGAUGGCACUGAGAAAAUGAAAUUGUCAUCUCAGCCUGUUACUUUUAUUCCUCAAGCAGGAAAUUCACAAGCAGAAAAUAGUUUUACAGAAACUGUGGUCCAAGGCUAUGGACUUGAUAGUUCUCCUGCAGUGACUGGCACUACAAAUAUUUCAGAAGAUAAAAGUGUAUUUUCCCAAAAUGAUGCCUGUCCACCACCUGUUCCUCAGAAUCAGAACCUUUUCUGUUGUAAUCCAAAAAGAAGAAACAAGGAAACAGUUUCCCAACAACCAUCUGGGGGAGCAUCAAAACCUCUGGCUCAUCAAGUGAUUGCUGUCUUAGACACUGAUACUGUGCAGCAGACAAAGCCAUGUCUUAAAAAAACAGCUUCUGUUGUUUCCCAUGCAAACAGCGUUCAGAACUCUCCUUCUUCUGGGUCUGCCCAUCCACAUUCUAUUAAAAAGCCUUCACACCACAGCAUAGCUCCUAAAAAGAAAAAUGUGCAGCUGAAAGAUUUGAUAUUACUUGGAAGAAUUAAUCCAGGAAAUGACAUUUUGGAAUUCAAAACACAGGAGACUACCUACAAAGCCAGUAUUUUAUUGAGUGGUAAACUUAAGGUAGAAAACGGGCAGAUUUACCAGAACCCAGUUACCUGGCUCAAGGAUCUUCUGGGUGGUGGCAAUUAUGUGACCUGGAAUUAUGCCUGGAGUAAGGUAACAUAUCUUGGAAAGGAGCUUUUGAAGUAUGUUUCUGAAGAAGUGCCUGUUCCUCCAGAACCUUGUAGCACACCUCAGCAACAGCAGCCUUGCCUCCCAGCCAACACUCCCAGGAAGUCAAUGCAAGGCAUCCCUCAUUAUCUACAGAUAACAGAGAUACUCUCCAUCAGCGAUCAGGAGCUUCUGCCAUGCCCUGUAAUGGAGCAGUACUGGAAGUUCUAUGUGGGACGCAAGACGCUAACCUUCUGAAGACUGCUGUUCUCGGUAGCUUAUUUAGUG
This is a messenger RNA of Onychomys torridus (southern grasshopper mouse), 5640 nucleotides long. RefSeq names its product ankyrin repeat domain 31 (gene Ankrd31). The coding region runs from base 1 to 5610 and encodes 1869 amino acids. Gene Ontology annotation, molecular function: protein binding. The record is from RefSeq and is a predicted model, not a curated record. The transcript has 27 exons. NCBI's taxonomy places the organism in Eukaryota, Metazoa, Chordata, Mammalia, Rodentia, Cricetidae.